AAACCUAGAUAAUUUCUUUAAUUACUCAUAAAAGUUGAUAUCGUGUGAAUGACAUUUUUGUUGUGGUGGCUUAUUCGUGAAAAUUUGUGGUGCAGAAAAAUUAGCCAGCAAGUGGUUAACACCUCAAGUUAUCGGGUGAUGUUGCUGGGCUUUGGAACUUUCAAAGAAUUAAACAAAAUCCAGAUCUCUCAUAAUCGCUUCCCUUCCAUCCCAUCCAUGGCUUCCCUUCCCAGUCCAUCAGCCACCACUGCUCUGCAACACAAGGUGAAUUGUGCAACUGCUAAACCUAUAUCUGUAAAUUCACUAUGCCAUUUUUAUCAAACCAAUGUUGGUAGCGGUAGGUCUCCCAGGUUUUGUUUCAAGACAAAAGCUAAGCUCUCUGCUGAAACAAAUAUAGUUGAGAAAGAAUCAACAUGUGUCAAUGAGAAGAUUGAUUAUGGAGUUGUUAGUGUUCAUCAUGUUGGAGUGCUGUGUGAUAACCUUGAAAGGUCUCUUGAAUUUUAUCAGGGAAUCUUAGGGCUUGAAAUAAAUGAAGAAAGGCCACAUGAUAAACUUCCCUAUAGGGGUGCCUGGUUGUGGGUGGGUUCUGAAAUGAUCCAUUUAAUGGAGCUUCCCAAUCCUGACCCCUUGACUGGACGACCUGAACAUGGUGGCCGGGAUCGACAUACUUGCAUUGCCAUUCAGGAUGUGUCCAAGCUAAAAGUGAUCCUUGAUAAAGCUGGUAUUCCAUAUACGCUUAGCCGGUCUGGAAGGCCUGCCAUAUUUACACGAGAUCCAGAUGCAAAUGCUCUAGAAUUCAGUCAAGUGGAUGGCUGAUAUAUUCCAGUCUCAACAGAGUAGAAACUUGUAAUAUCAUUUAGAUGCGAAGUUAGUAUCACAAUACAGGUUGCAAAUGUUGGAAGUGCAGAAUAUGCCAUUACAUUCUCUAUCUUUCUGCAGAUUAUGAAAACUGGGUUUAUAAA
Populus nigra (black poplar) is the source of this 962-nucleotide messenger RNA. RefSeq lists its product as uncharacterized. Bases 49 to 816 code for a protein of 255 amino acids. The record is from RefSeq and is a predicted model, not a curated record. Lineage: Eukaryota; Viridiplantae; Streptophyta; Magnoliopsida; Malpighiales; Salicaceae. The transcript is spliced from 5 exons.